AUAUCCAUGUCAUGGGAAUUUCUCACAAGCAAACAACAAACAACCAAACUUCAGAAAUGCAAGUAGUUUUUCAACAAUGCCAAACUUACCAUAUGACUACAUAGUGGUUGGAGGAGGAACAGCAGGGUGUCCAUUGGCAGCAACACUGUCUAAAAUAUUUAGGGUUUUGGUGCUAGAAAGAGGUGGAUCACCAUAUGGAAAUGCUAACAUCUCACGCUUAGAAAAUUUCCACAUUAGUUUGGCACACUCCACACCAACCUCUCCUGUUCAAAGGUUCCUAUCAACUGAUGGUGUUUUCAAUCAUAGAGCAAGAGUUUUGGGUGGCAAUACUUGCAUCAAUGCUGGCUUCUACUCUAGAGCUCAGCCUAGUUUUGUAAGAAAUGCUGGAUGGGAUGAAGUGUUGGUGAAUGAGUCAUACAAAUGGGUGGAGGACAAGAUAGUCUUCUUGAAGCCAGCGGCGCCAUGGCAAAGUUCAGUGAAGGAUGGGCUCUUGGAGGUUGGAGUCACUCCCUUCAAUGGAUACACCUAUCAACAUAUCAACGGGACGAAGUUUGGCGGUUCUAUCUUCGAUAAGAACGGCUUCCGACACACCGCCGCCGAUCUCUUGGCCGCUGGCAACCCCCCCAACCUUCAUGUUUUCAUUUAUGCCACUGUGCAAAAGAUCGUCUUUGAUACCAAAGGUACAAACCCCAAAGCGAUCGGAGUGAUCUUCAACGACGAGAAUGGCAAUCGACAUGAAGCAUCUAUCAAAGCAGAUGAGCAAAGUGAGAUACUCUUAACCUCCGGCGCGAUUGGAACGCCGCAAUUAUUAUUACUAAGCGGUGUCGGACCAGAGGAAGACCUAAGAAAAAUGAAUAUUACGGUGAUACUAAACAAUGAACAUGUAGGAAAAGAGAUGGCAGACAACCCAUCAAACAACAUCCAAAUCCCUUCACCAGAAAUACAAAAGCAAACACUACUUCAAGUAGUAGGCAUCACUACUAAGGGUUUCUACGUUGAGUCCAGCAGUGGCUUUGGCCAAAAUAAUGACAGCAUCGUCACUAUCGAGAAUGGCAAUAUGUCUGAGGUAAUUUUUAUUUUAGAUUAUAUAAAUAAUAUUAUUAAUAUUUAUCAAAUUAACUAAUGUGAGACUAUUAUUUAAUGUAGUUAAAAAGAGAUAUUCCGAGGAGGUUCUAUUCUUGAGAAGGUCAUAGGUCCUCUCUCCAAAGGAAACCUCAGCCUUGUUAACACCAAUGUAACCAGCAACCCGGCCGUUACCUUUAACUACUUCGCCGAGCCCGAAGAUCUCCGGCGAUGUGUUGCAGGAGUUAGUUUGUUAUUAAAGAUUGCGAAAACAAGGCCGGUGAUUGAGCUGAUGGGGAACUUAAGUUACACAGAUGAGAUGUUGUUGAACAUGAGUGUGAAUGCUAAUAUAAAUUUGAUACCGAAGAGUGGGAAUGAGACAAAGUCAUUACCUGAGUUCUGCAAGAGAAGUGUGACAACUUUGUGGCAUUACCAUGGAGGGUGUAUUGUUGGGAAGGUGGUGGAUAGGGAUUACAAGGUCAUUGGAGUUGGGAGGAUUCGGGUGGCGGAUAGCUCUUUGUUUGUUGAAUCCCCGGGGACUAAUCCUCAGGCCACUGUUAUGAUGCUGGGCAGAAUGAUGGGAGUGAAGAUGAUCAGGGAGAGACUGAGAGCAGGCUAG
Messenger RNA from Dioscorea cayenensis subsp. rotundata (Guinea yam), 1681 nucleotides. Its product is annotated as protein HOTHEAD-like. Gene Ontology annotation, molecular function: flavin adenine dinucleotide binding; oxidoreductase activity, acting on CH-OH group of donors. The record is from RefSeq and is a predicted model, not a curated record. The transcript is spliced from 5 exons. NCBI's taxonomy places the organism in Eukaryota, Viridiplantae, Streptophyta, Magnoliopsida, Dioscoreales, Dioscoreaceae.